Molecule: messenger RNA, 1314 nt
Organism: Aaosphaeria arxii CBS 175.79
Lineage: Eukaryota; Fungi; Ascomycota; Dothideomycetes; Pleosporales
Exons: 5
Coding region: 232-1287 (351 amino acids)
Source: RefSeq, a predicted model, not a curated record
AUUUCUUGACAGCACCGAGGUUGCGAAUCUUCGCAUCCUUACCGACUGGAAGGAUCAACGGUUUGUCAGAAGCCUCAUAAGGUGGGUAUGUAAAGCUGGCACAUGUACGCCAUGAGAACCCCUGUUGUUGAUCUCAAUCCUUCUGCUUUUCCCACCCUGUCCUGCAAAUGGGAAGAUUUGCACCCCGAACACCGCAUUGAGUUGCCAUCGUAACCUUGAAGGUUCACAAUCAUGGCAAAUUCAGGCCUCGGUCAAGUGGUUUCCUGGUACAUUUGUACAAUUGCUGCAGUGCCGUUUGUCGGCCUCCGCAUGCACACGCGAUGGACACGGUUCGGCGGGCUUGCGAUCGAGGAUUACCUUAUCAUUUUGGCAUUGCUCUGCCUCAUCGGCGACUUGGUCAUUCAACAACACAUGUGGAAUCUAGGUCUUGGGAACAUGGCGACAAUCACUCCUGCACACUUUAAGGAAUUGAUGCAGAUGAUAGUUCCCGGAUCGAUUCUUUAUGUAUCAUCUCUAUGGGCAGUCAAGUUUGCUCUCGUGCUUCUGUACAAACGCCUUGCUUUCCCGGGCUCGAAAUUGAUUCUUCUCUACAACAUAGCGCUCGGAGGCUUAGUAGCCACAUAUCUGGUCAUCUUUUUCGACAUAAUCUUCCAAUGUUACCCGCACGAUAAACGCUGGUCAACAGACCCUAAAUAUCAAUGUGAUAAAAAGGCAUCUAAUAUAAACUUCUGGAUAACUAUAUUAUUCAACAUAUUCAGUGACAUCAUCAUCAUGUGCCUACCGAUUUCGAUGGUUCUAAGACUUCAAAUGAAACCCAAGCAAAAGCUUGCUGUCGCUGGUGUAUUUGCGCUCGGUUUAUUUGUCAUUAUAUCCAGCAUCAUUCGAGCCUACUAUUCCUCUCGUAAUGAAACAAUGCUGACCUGUACUGUCUCUAUGGUAGAGACUACUAUCGCCAUCAUUGUGUCCUGUUUACCUGCGCUGCGUGCCAUGAUUUUAGGCAACACACAGCACGACACAAGCAGCUAUGGGAAGCACUAUGAGCUAUCAUCAGCGCGCAGAAGGACUAAUGACAAUCGCAUGAACCUCCAUAUGUCAGGUGGUUUACAAACUCAGAGAACGAAGAACAAUCCCCACGGAUCGGAAGACUCCCUUGUAACAGGCAAGCUAUCAGUAACAUCUGGCCUUGGGGUCUUGCCCGAACCAAACGAUAAGGGUUUUACUGAAACGAACGUCCAACCUGUCAAUCAACUAGAAAACGGAGCAGGGAGCUCCAAGUCUAUAGCUUAGAUCAAUGGUAAUGAAAAUUUAGUGAAG